This is a messenger RNA of Callorhinchus milii (elephant shark), 9009 nucleotides long. Its product is annotated as voltage-dependent calcium channel subunit alpha-2/delta-1. NCBI's taxonomy places the organism in Eukaryota, Metazoa, Chordata, Chondrichthyes, Chimaeriformes, Callorhinchidae. The coding region runs from base 86 to 3436 and encodes 1116 amino acids. Gene Ontology annotation, molecular function: voltage-gated calcium channel activity. The transcript has 40 exons. Gene Ontology annotation, cellular component: L-type voltage-gated calcium channel complex. The record is from RefSeq and is a predicted model, not a curated record.
CCCUUCUCUCUCUCCCUCUCUCUCUCUGUGUGUGUGUGUGUGUGUGUGUCUGUACUUUUGUUUCUGAAACCUCUCACAGUGGAAGAUGGCUGCGCCUGGAAGCUCAGCCUGGAAGUGUCUGUUGGCAGUUGUACAGUUAUGCCUAAUGAUAUCUUACACAUCGCAGGAAGGCUUUCCACCAGUGAGCGAUAUACGGUCAUGGGCAGAUAAGAUGAAGGAGGAGCUUGUAACGUUGAUCCACUCGGCAAGUGGAAUGGAUGAUCUAAAAUCGAUUUACGCAGCUAAUAGACAAUACUACACGAUUGAGAUGAACAAUGCUCGUCAUUUGGUGGAAAGCGCAGCGCGCGAGAUCGAGAAACUGCUGAGCAACAAAGUGAAAGCUCUGAAGAGACUCGCAUCAGCUGCAGAGGAGUUUCAGCAAGCUCAUGCUUGGAAAGAAGAAUUUGGGGACAAUGAUGUCAUAUACUACAAUGCAAAAGAUGAAUAUAUGAAUAUUUUAAAGCGACAAUUUGGAUUCAAGAAGUAUCAGACUGAGAGAAAUGAGAGUCGUCCGAGGAUCAAACCUGAUUUCCAGCCCAAUCGCGCUUUCCGACGUCUUGUGGACUUCAAUCACACAGCCGUCCACAUCCCCACUGAUAUUUACGAGGGCUCAACCAUUGUUCUGAAUGAGCUGAAUUGGACUGCAGCGCUGGACAAUGUCUUCAAGAAAAACAAAGAGGAAGACCCCACAUUAUUAUGGCAGGUUUUUGGGAGUGCAACUGGCUUGGCGAGGUAUUAUCCAGCCUCUCCAUGGGUGGAUCUGACAAAAACUUCCAACAGGAUUGACUUGUAUGAUGUUCGGAGGAGACCAUGGUACAUUCAAGGAGCUGCAUCACCUAAGGACAUGCUUAUCCUUGUGGAUGUGAGUGGAAGUGUCAGUGGACUAACGCUGAAACUCAUUCGGACUUCAGUCUCUGAGAUGUUGGAAACGCUUUCUGACGAUGACUAUGUGAACGUGGUUUCUUUCAGUGAUCAAGUAAAGUCUGUCAGCUGCUUCAAAGACCUUGUGCAAGCCAACGUUCGAAAUAAGAAGGUACUCAAAGAUGCAGUUAACCGAAUACAAGCAAAAGGGAUCACAGACUACAAAAAGGGCUUUGAGUUUGCUUUUGAACAGCUGAAAAAUCUCAGCGAAUCCAGAGCAAACUGCAAUAAGAUCAUCAUGCUAUUCACAGAUGGUGGAGAGGAAAGAGCCCAGGAAAUAUUUGCAAAGGACAACAAGGACAAAAAGAUACGAGUAUUCACGUUUUCAGUUGGUCAACACAACUAUGAUAAAGGACCAAUACAGUGGAUGGCCUGCGCCAAUAAAGGCUACUAUUUUGAAAUUCCCUCUAUUGGAGCAAUACGUAUUAACACACAGGAAUAUCUGGAUGUACUGGGGAGACCGAUGGUUUUAGCUGGUGUAAAGGCAAAACAAGUUCAGUGGACAAACGUGUACCUAGAUGCACUGGAACUCGGUCUUGUUAUAACAGGGACCCUGCCCGUCUUCAACCUGACCAAAGAUGCCAGUGGGAACCAGAAUCAACUGAUCCUUGGAGUGAUGGGGAUUGAUGUGUCACUUGAGGAUGUAAAGAGACUCACACCUCGCUAUACUCUUGGGCCUAAUGGAUAUUACUUUGCAAUAGAUCCUAAUGGUUAUGUAUUGCUUCACCCAAAUCUUCAGCCAAAGUCAAUUGGUGUAGGGAUCCCAAAGGUUUAUUUAAGAGAGAGGCACCCUAAUGCACAGAAUCCUAAAUCUCAGGAGCCGGUCACGUUAGAUUUCCUGGAUGCUGAACUGGAGAAUGAAAUUAAAGUGGAGAUUCGACAUAGCAUGAUAGAAGGCGAGAAUGGAGAGAAAACCGUUCACACUUUAAUUAAGUCCUACGAUGAGAGGUACAUCGAUAAAGGAAUUCGGACAUAUACAUGGACUCCAGUCAACGGCACAGAUUACAGCUUGGCAUCGGUUCUGCCACCCUCCAGUACUUACUACAUCAAAGCCAAGCUAGAAGAAGCCAUUACCCAGGCAAAACACUUAGAAUCAAUAAUGCCUGAUAACUUCGACACUUCAGGAUAUGUGUAUGUCGCACCAAGGGAAUACUGCAAUGGACUGACUCCAUCAAACAAUAAUACAGCAUUCCUGGAGAGCUUCAUUCAUCUCAUCGAUCGGCAAACCCCCAAUUCACCAAACUGUAAAACUGAUCUGAUCAACAAUCUGCUGCUCGAUGCAGGAUUUACAAGCGAACUUGUUACCAAAUAUUGGUCCAAACAAAAGCCGGACGGAGUUCUCGCCAGAUUUGUAGCCACUGAUGGAGGAAUCACACGAAUCUAUCCCAAACGUGCUGGAGAAGAAUGGACGGCAAAUCCAGAGACGUAUGAAGCAAGCUACUACAAAAGAAGCCUAAACAACAACUUUUACAUUUUCACAGCACCGUAUAUCAACAAAACCUGGGACGGAAUACAGAGCAGUGCGGAAUCUGGCAUCAUGGCCAGCAGAGCUGUUGAAAUCAAGGUUGAUCGGAAAACUCUAAUGCCUGCAGUCCUUGGAGUGAAGAUAGAUGUCAAUGCCUGGAUGGAAAACUUCACGAGGAUCGCAAGUAACAGCAAGUGCUUUGCUGAGAUCUGUGACUGCACAAAGAAUAGUAAGCAUUUGGACUGUGUUAUAUUGGAUGAUGGAGGAUUCCUGUUGAUAUCAAAUCAGGAUGAAUAUAUUGGAAAGAUUGGCAAGUUCUUUGGCGAGAUCGACCCCAGUCUGAUGAGACGCCUUCUGAAUGCAUCUUUAUACUCCUUCAGUAAAUCCUAUGAUUACCAAUCGGUGUGUGAUCCAGAGUCUGAGACCAAAGCGGGGGCUGGACUUCGCUCUGUCUAUGUUCCCAGCAUAGCCGAUAUUUUGAAUAUAGGUUGGUGGGCAUCCACUGCAGCAUGGGCUCUAGUGCAGCAGGCAUUUAUCAGCCUUACCCUCCCACAAAUUCUUGAUGCAGCCGAUACAGACUCAGAUGAUUUCUCUGAACCUUUUGCGAAGUCCAGCUGUAUCACGGAGCAGACUCAGUAUUAUUUUUAUAAUGAUACUGACUCCUUCUCUGGGCUCGUGGACUGUGGCAACUGUUCAAGGCUUUUCCACGCGCAAAAGCUCUCCGACACUAACUUGGUGUUCAUAUUAGUGGAGAGCAAGCCCACUUGUCAGUCCUGUGACUCAAAGUCUCUUCUGCAAGCAGAACAGAAAUCUGAUGGACCUGAUCCUUGUAUUUUAGCUCAGCAACCUAGAUACAGGAAAGGUCCUGAAGUGUGCUUUGAUUCUGACGAAAACGAGGAUGAUUCUGAAUGUGGCGGUAGUUCUGGGCUGAGCUCCUCCUUAUGGUCAAUGAUAGGCAUCCAGCUUGUGCUGCUCUGGCUGUUCAGUAGUACCAGAUCUUAUCCAUCAUGACCACUGAGAACUGACAUCCAACUCCGCCUUCUGGACCCACCACACUACACUCCUGAAUUAAACCAGGGGUAACAUUUUUCUUUCCCAGGCAGUAGAAGACUGGCCAUGACCAUAUUCUACGGCAUCACUGUGUGAACGAUUCAUCUUUGACUCUCCACAUGAAGAACGGAUAAGGUGCUCCAUUGAAGAGUAAAAAAACAAUUUUUUUUGAAGGAAAAAAUUUCGUACACAUUGGUAGCAAAUUGGAUUGUUGUGCUGAAAGCUGCCAGGCAACCUAUGGGAAUGCUAAUGCAUUAAGCAAAAUCAAAUGUUUUUUUUAAAAAAGUGGGGGGAAAAAAAGCCUAGAUUUGUUGAAUAUUAUCAGGUUUCAAACCUUUUACUUAUUUAGCGAGUUAAGAUGAAGAAGGGCUGUCUUUGUUCACGAUUUACAUUGACUGGCAUUAAUUUGAACAUUUAGUUAUGCCGAGCGGGCAGUAUGCAGGCACUUCCGACGAUCUCACUGGUGUAAGACAUCGAGGUUCGAGCUGUAUUCUAUUGGAUUCCAACAGGAAAUAACGCAUUUUGGGGGGGGGUUCGAAACCCUCCUUAUUUUCAUCAAGUAGUCUAUUAUUUUGAGGCCUAGGCUAUGCCAUUAGUUAUUCUGUUACCAAAGGAUGCCUGUUCCCCUCUUCAUCCCCAUCAAGCCAUAGCUCUGCACUUGAUGUCCUUCAUGUUUUAAGAGGCGAGUACACCGCGAUUGUUCUGCUCCCACACAGACAAAAAACAAAACAAAUGCUAAAGCUUGUGAAUGAAAAAAAAGCUGUCACUGUGGCGAUUUUGGUUUUCUGAGGCUAUUUUGCAUGACGAUGACGCUACUAAUUUUCUGUUUUAAUGUAGGAGUAUAGUAAAUGUGCAGGGCGACCGAGUGAACCAAAUGUUGUUUGUGCGGAACCUAGAUAAUACGAUGUAAAAUAACUGUUUCACUAUCGAAUCUAAAUAUUGUCAGACACAUCUCUUUGAAAACAAAACACAGUAAAAACAGACUGAAAGAACAGCUAUCGGACACACAUGUCCUCUGUGUAUUACAGGAUUACAUUUUCGAAUGGAUGGAAUGGGGAAGCAGAGCUCCAAUACUAGCAGGGUAGCACAGUGCGAUUCAGCGCAAUGUCUGUAAUAUGUGAAAAAAAAUGAAGGUAAAGGGAAAUUCGCAAAAUACUUUUAAGUGCAAUAUCGCAUAUUGGAUGUUUGGCGAGUGGUUGAUGAUAAGGAAUAUAAUGAAAGGUGUUUUUUUAUAUACAAAAAGGAGGAACAUCUGGAAUAAGAGUGAUAGUCAAAGUUGAAUCCAUUUUUAAUGGGUUCGAAAGGACAUUAUUUAACAUGAGGCUGGGCAUUCAAUUAAGUUCAACGUGUGCAAUUUGGGAUUUUACGUCACAGUUAAGCUGCAAUUUUGUUUACGAAUAAAUUGUGAAGUGACAUUGUAAAUCCAAGGCAUUAUGUAACAAACUGCAAAGUGAUGUGCACUAUUGUUGAAUAAUGUAUUUUGGGAAUGCGUAAAUGUCUGGUCAAGCCUUGAGUAUCUUGUUUGUGACAUUCAUCAAUAGUGCACAGUCUUUCAUUUCAGUUUUGCUGUGAAAAUUAGUCUGUGAUCUUGAUGGUAAAUGGAUGUAAAUCAAAAGUAUUUGGGGAGAAAAAGAAACAAUUUCUCUUAACAUAUUUCAGGAGAGGGAGAGAGAGAAGAGAAAAAAAAUCUUGCCUUGAAAAAAUUAAAAUAACUUGUUUAACAAAUUUAAACUGCAACAGUGAAAAAAUAAACAAAGAUAACAGCAACUUUCUGGCUGUUGUGCUCAACUAUUUUCAUUUAAAGACUGAACUGCACUAUGAUGAGUUUGCAAAAACACUUCAGUAUUUUAAAAAGCAAAUAUUUUCAAGUGACCAGAGGUGAAUGUGUGUGGAAACAGUAUUCAAAAUGUUUAGGGUGAGGUGACAGUCGUGUGGCUGAAACUUUUCCUUGCGUUGGAUUUUCAGUAGAUAUAUCAGCCAUAGUUACGAGCUCAACACGUUCCACAAUGUGGUCUCCUUUGACCUGCCCAACUCAGUUCCAGUAGCGCAACAUUUCAAUUGUCAUAUGUCAUUGGCAGUGUGUCCGAGUCCCAGUCAAAAAGAAAGGUUUUGAUAACUACACUGUGCACUGUUGAAUAAUGUUCAGCGAACAUGUGCAACACUCAGUUCUACUUGUAAUCCAACAGCAACUCCAUCUUGGCGUUGUUCCAUUCUGCUUCGGUGGAACGAGUGGUCGUGUAGCCGUUUAAGAACCAUUCAGAUACCAAUAUACAUGCCAGUGACAAACAGCAAUCCAGCCCAAUACGUGUAAUAACAUGAAUCUCCAUGGGACUGCACAUAAUAUUCCUUUAAUUGUGGCCUCAACUAUGCACCCCACUGAGAGAAACCUUGUGGAACAGCAGCUCUUGAAUCUUGAAUGUCCAGGCAGUAUUACUUCUCGUUAGCUGGAGCCUUUAGUUAGAGUGUGACAUUGUAGGAUAUCAGUUUCCAGGCACAGUACCAGUAUAGCCCAAAUGUGUUAAAAUAAAAAUGAAAUCUCCCCCAGUUUUUAAUAACUUCAAAUGGCCUCUCACCACCAUACUGCAGAAAGGAUUAGUCGGCAAGUCACUCAAGCUGGCAAUCCUCACGUGCUUUGCUUCACUCAAACACUGAUUCUCUCUGUGACCCCAGUGGAGAAGCGUCUUGCUUCCACUUGGUACCCGACCCUUUCCUCCUCCUUAUGAAAGGGUUAAUACUAAUGUCACCUCACAAACUGUGCACGCCUGUUUAUAUGUUGUCAAAGCAUGGUUGGCUCUUAUAUUUUGGAGAGGUGGUUGCAGGCAGGAUCUGCAAAUAGGUGAAAGUGCCUGUGUGAAAAUCUACACUAUGGCUCGUGAUACAAAUUGUUAUGCAAACCACGCAGCCUACAGCUGUAAGCUUCUGUAACAUUUUUUAAGGCUAAAGUCAACAUUUUUAUCAAUGGCGAAAUGCAGUGGAAUAAUGACAUUGUGCCCUGUCGAUUAAACUUUAUGUCACUGUGGCAUUUUGUUUGCUUAAAUUCCUGAAAACACACCCAAAAUAUUUUUCUGUUGUUUGGCACGAAUAUCGUUCACGCCACCGUAUCAUUUUAGGUCCGUGGUCUUGUAUUUUCUGCUUUAAAACCAUGCAGAAACUUCAUACAAAAUUGGAUUCCUACCCAUUUUCAGCAGCUUGCAGUGUGUUCCCUCAAUGAUGUCACCCUGAACACAAGCAGUUUGAAGGUACCCUAAACAAAGAAUUAAACCAAAAUUAUUUUCAAAACUUCAAGAAGCAAACUGGUUACUUUUUUUUAAUCAAAGCAUUUUGAUGUCGCCUUGUUCUAAGCAUUUCACUUCCCGUAAUUUUUUGGGUCUGUUCUUUGCCAAAUUAAAAUGGGAACGAAAAUUGCAUCCGUGUAGAAGAAGCAAAAUAUGGUCCUGAGUGAUUUUCAAAGGGAGUGAUGCACCUUAGGUUAAGGUCUCAUUCAUCUUUCACAGGAAGUAGUUUGUUUAUUUAUAUAUAUAUAUAUUGUUUAUUUCCCUUCAAAAAAGAACCCAGAUUUGCUAAAAACAAUACAGAAUUCAACCUUCAAUUCACCUCCAUCCAUGUCAAUUGGGAAGAGUUCUUCCACUUGUUGUCUAAGACUAUUAAUGAUGGACCAUAGGAUAAAAUAUUAGAUUGUGAACAGGUUUAAGAAGAGAUUCCAAGAGAGUUUCGAUUUUCGUUUUAUCUUAUUGCUGACUGGAAAUUAGUUUGAAGAAGGAUUGAGAAACAUUUUGCUUCUUGUAGCUGUGGUUCUGCAAAGUUCAAUCGAGUCUGAAUCAAUAUGCCUGUCUCAGAACGAAUAUAGGGGAUUCCUGGACACCUCUGUGCUCACUGGUCCAAUUUGAAGAUUGUGUGAGUUGCUCCAGACAUUGUGUCAUCAGUCUUUGGAGACAAACUGGUCACUUAGUUCAAAUGUCAGAUGGAAUUGAUAUGUUUUGGGUGCAGCGAUUCCUCGGUGGCUGCUUUUAAGUUGUAGGAACAAGAAUGAAAGAAUCUUCCCGUCCACAGAAGGUGUCAUUUUUAUAAUUGGUUGAAUCCUGAAUGAGUUAGCCUCAUCAAUCUGUUUAUGGUAUAGUGGACACUUUUAAGCCAUGUUUCUUGGAACACAGUCAACCAAUCAACAUGAUUAAUAGCUUGCUCAUGAUUCAAUAUCCUGCUGUAUCCUCUAGACAGGUCAGUGGACAUUUGUAUAAAGCAGAUUAUGGAUCAGUUUGAUCCCAGGGCCCCUUCCACCCCAACACCUCCCCCACCCCGCAAUACCUGUAGUAGACAGAUAGUCAGGUAAUCUGCCUUUUCCACACUUAAAGCAAUACCUAAUGCAGUUAUUUAAUUAACAGUGAAGACAGAUGACAAGGAAACAUGAGAUUAGUGAUGCAAAGGAGAGACUAAUCCUACAGUGCAUUGAUGUCAGGCAUAUGGAGUUUUGAUUCAUUUUUCAUGUUCCUGACAAUGAAUAAUUAAAUCAGGAAGUACUUCCUUUUUAUCUCCAUCUACACACAUACACACAUUUCACUCAUGCAAAGAGGUCUUUGGAGACCAUUAAUAUUAAUCCUCAGUUGAACCCCAACCUUUAAAUGAAAUUGAAACUGAAACAACCUUAACUCUUCUCUCCAUCUUUUAGACAAUAACACUGACAGGUUGAUAGAUUCAAACUCGGAUCUCCAAGGUGGAAAGCUGACAAUUUAUCCUUAAAAAUUGUUUUUUGUUUUGUCCUCAAGCGAUAUGCAGAACAAUGUACUCCUUGGAUAUAACUAUCAAAAGAUCAGCCACAGGAUUUAUAGUAAACAGUAUUAAGAAGGCAGGACAACAUGAGUCGGGAAAAAAAAUACAUGGACAAUGUUCAUUUGAAUACUUGCUCAAAAAGCAACACGUAUGAUGAAUUGAAAAUGUCAGUCAUUGCACCAUUGCUGUUGCUGCCAAAUGUAAAUGGGCUGUUGGUGUUUUUAACACAUUUUUGGCAAAAGCGGCUUUAGUUAUUGAGCUCAGAGAUCUCUAUUGCUUGUACACUUUAGUGUCGAUUUUUUUUUAAAAAAAGCUUAAGCUGGUAGAUGAAUUGGUGAAAAGCAAUGCUGCCACUUGUGUGUAUUUAUAUGAAGUUUCUAAAGCUUUUUUUUUCAGAAUUGUCUAGCCCUGUAGCCUUACUGGGUUGCAAGUUGCAAAGCUGAUUUACAGUGUGAAUGAAGGCAAUCUUGCUGUCAUUGACCAUAGUACAGAGUGUCUGGAUCCUGCUUUAAUGGAUUGUUUUAUUUAUGGUCGCAGAUGGUUCAGUGUGUACUCUUGCAGCAGAUCCUCCCUGCACUACGCAGCAAGAGGGUCUCUCCCUUUUACUUGUGCUUUCUGAACGUUUUGUGGAACUUGAAAAGCCUGAAAGAAAUUUUGUAUAAAUUUGUACAAUACUGUUCAAAAAAAGUUUAUAAUCUUAGAUAUGUUGUGUUACUUUAUUCUUGUGCAAAUAUAUUCAGAAUAAAAGUUUAUCAGUUAAUUCAUUAAAA